Molecule: messenger RNA, 3129 nt
Organism: Colossoma macropomum (tambaqui)
Lineage: Eukaryota; Metazoa; Chordata; Actinopteri; Characiformes; Serrasalmidae
Gene: ccnk
Product: cyclin K
Exons: 11
Coding region: 224-1846 (540 amino acids)
Biological process (GO): regulation of transcription by RNA polymerase II; positive regulation of DNA-templated transcription, elongation
Cellular component (GO): nucleus; cyclin/CDK positive transcription elongation factor complex
Molecular function (GO): cyclin-dependent protein serine/threonine kinase activator activity
Source: RefSeq, a predicted model, not a curated record
GUUGCUGUUUCUGCAGGUCCACAUGAAGAAGACACAAAUGUGGCUGCCAUUGUAUAUAUGUAGCUAGCUGCUAGUUACCUGAAUAAAGCUCGAAGUAACAAACUCCAUGAGAUUUUAAAUACCGGGCGUUUAUACACUUUAAGCGAUUAACGUUACUGCUGUGUCUUGGCGAACCCGUUGUCCAGCUGAGCAUUAGCUAGUUACAGCUUUUGCUUCUUGGCAAAUGAAGGAGAAUAAGGAGAACUCCACUCCUGUCAGUUUGACGACAAAUCUGGACCACAUCAAGCCAUGCUGGUACUGGGACAAAAAGGACCUGGCCCAUACCCCAUCCCAGUCCGAGGGCCUAGAUCCGGCCACUGAGGCCAGAUACAGAAGAGAGGGGGCCAGGUUUAUAUUCGACGUUGGAACUCGACUAGGAUUACACUAUGAUACUUUGGCCACAGGAAUUAUAUACUUUCACCGCUUUUACAUGUUUCAUUCUUUCAAGCAAUUUCCAAGAUAUGUGACAGGGGCUUGCUGUCUAUUCUUAGCUGGAAAAGUUGAGGAGACUCCAAAGAAGUGUAAAGACAUUAUCAAAACAGCUCGCAGCCUGCUUAACGAUGUGCAGUUUGCACAGUUUGGGGAAGAUCCAAAGGAAGAAGUUAUGGUGUUGGAGAGAAUAUUGCUCCAGACAAUCAAGUUUGAUCUACAAGUGGAGCAUCCAUAUCAGUUCCUGUUGCGCUACGCUAAACAAUUAAAAGGAGACAAGAACAAAGUGCAAAAGCUGGUGCAAAUGGCUUGGACCUUUGUGAAUGACAGCCUCUGCACGAUGCUGUCUCUUCAGUGGGAGCCAGAGAUCAUAGCUGUUGCUGUCAUGUAUUUGGCUGGUCGCCUGUGUAAAUUUGACAUCCAGGAAUGGACAUCCAAGCAGUCAUCCCGGCGCUGGUGGGAACAGUUUGUGCAAGAUGUCCCUGUGGAGCUGUUGGAGGAUAUCUGCCACCAAAUCUUGGACCUGUAUUCCCAAGGCAAGCAGCCCAUCCCACAGCAGCCCCAAAUGCAGGAAAAAGACAAACCACCCCAACCUCCUGCCAGCCAGCCAAGUCAGUCUGGUGGACUGAACCCUGCAGCUCUGCCUCCACUUAAGAAAAACUCCCCACAGGCCAGUCCCCCACGGCAGCUUAAACGCCAGCAUGUUUCUCCAAAAGAAGAGUCUAAGGUUGUCACAGAGCAAGUUGGUUCUAAAAUACCACGUCUGGAAAGCCCAAUGCCUCCCCUACCAGUUGCCCAGCCACCUGAUCGCAAAGGCCCAACCUCAGCCCCAGCCCCUCCUGCAGAGGCAGAGCCAGCAGCCUCUGCUGAUUCAGACUUGUCCAAGGCACCUCCUCUGCCCCAUGGAGCUCCACCCCCUCUGCCUCACCGCCCACCACCUCCACCCCCCUCCAGCUACAUCAUGGGCAUGUCCACCUCCAGCUCUUACAUGUCAGGGGAGGGCUAUCAAAGCCUACAGUCUAUGAUGAAGACAGACACGCCAUCCUAUGCCCCCAUGCCUCCCUCUUACCCAAUGCCUUACCACCCACAUGUUUACCCUCCUCCAAACCCUCCACCACCAGGCCCUCCACCACCUACAACUUACCCACCUCCCAACCUUCCACCACCCACCCCGGCCUACCCUCCACCAGGCUACAACCAUAGCUACCCUCCUCCACCCCCCCGCAUGCCACCAGGACAUGCAGUUCCUCCUCCAGGAAUGGGUUUGCCUCCUACUGGAUAUCCGCCUCCACCGGUCCCCCCAGGCCAGCCACAGGUUCCCAUGCCACCCGGCUUGCCGCCAGUGGCAGGGAUGAACCGUGGAGCCUGGAUGAGAUGAAAAGACGGGUGAUCUUUCAGAGAGAGUAAAGGGUGUGGACAGAUGCCAGAGACAUAGUCUUCUGCUUCAUUCCGCCGAAUUUGUUAUCUGUCACCAGUAUCAGGAUGUUAUAAUGUUGUUUAGUCCUGUUUGAGUAGUCUUGAAAUACACUAUGAACCUUUUGUAUGAGUUUUGCCUGAAUUCUGUUGUAAGGAUGGUAUAGAAUCCUCAUGUUUAGAAGCUGUUUUAGAUCUGUGAAACCUGGAUCCAUAUUCAUAAUACUUCUCAGAAUAGGAGAGCUGAGAAAGUUUAUGAAUACAGACCCAUGUCCUCAGUUUAAUCUUGAUCAUCAUAAAACCAAAUUUGUCUUUUACUUUUAGAUCAGUGCAAAAGGACACGUCUGCCCCAGCAACCCAACAGUGACCAAAGCAUGUAAAUCCAGUAACCAGUUAAUCCCUCCAUAUGUAAUCACUUUGCAAGGUUUUAGUGGAAUUCAAAUAGGAGGUAAUAUGUGAAUCCUUUUGACCAUCUUAGACAUGAUUUUGGCUUAACAACACCAAAGCCAGUGGUGUUCGCUGUGAAAUGGAGCCAAGAAUAGUUAUUUCUUUAAAGGGAAUGUUCCUUGUUUAAAAUAAUACAAACAUUCCAUACAUGUCUGUGAAGGAAAUGUUUGGGCAUUUUUGAAAAUACAAAUCACCCAUUGUAGAUAAUAAGGUUGUAACAUCAGAAACAUUUGUCUGAGAAGCUUUGUGAAUACAGACCUAAGAAUUACUCAUUUUUGGUGUCCUUUUAUGCUACUGUGCAACUGGAGACAUGCAUAUUUUGUUACUUAAAAGAUAUUGUAACACUUUAUGGUAGGGGCUGCUUCUCAUGUUUGUUCAAAGCGUUUCUCAAUUACAUUAACUAAUUGUGACCAUCAAUCCUGAAGUGGAUUCAUAGCCAUUGAACCACUGAUUUCAAUAUAGUAUGCAAAAGAGAGCAUAUUUUGUAAAUGCUUUUUAUGACUAGGACUGCCGAUACCUUCAUUUUAGCUUCUCUGGAAGUGCCUUAGGCUAGAAUCUUAUAAGCUUGCUGUGUUGAGUAUGCCCAUUUUUGGAUUUCUUUGGCACUUAGUACCCUAAAGGUCUUUUUCUUCCCUGCUUUCAUCAAAUUACUUCUUGCUGGUUGUUGCCUCCCAUCUCUCAUCUCUUCGCCUUUACUGUGUACCUAAAACCUGUCUGCUGUUAACUGUUGUGAGAAUUUUUUUUUUUAACCCUUUGGAAUUUUGUGGGUUUCUGUAUGAAUAAAUAAAAUAUGAAAUGUGA